Lactuca sativa (garden lettuce) is the source of this 3324-nucleotide messenger RNA. NCBI's taxonomy places the organism in Eukaryota, Viridiplantae, Streptophyta, Magnoliopsida, Asterales, Asteraceae. The record is from RefSeq and is a predicted model, not a curated record.
AUUAAUAGGAGACAAACUCAGCAAGGAUGUGGCAUUCCCGGCCAGAUGGUAAUUGUGCUGCUUAGUUACGUAGGAGACUCGAGUUCGAUUCUUACCCCACCCGUGUUUUUCUUUAUUUCUCCAGAAAUAAAUUAAAAGUAAUUGGAGUCUAAACAUUUAAGGAAGUGGCAUACCCGGCCGGUUGGUAAGACCAUUGGUUUGAGACUUGUGAGACUGGAGUUCGAUUCCUGCUGCAACAUAAUUUUUUUUUUUUUUUUUUUUUUUUUUUUUUUGUUGCUGCUGCCGUCUAUAACUUUUCUCCCAUUUUUCUCCCCUUUUCCUGUCUUCCUUUUCCCCCCUUUUCUGUUUCUUCCCCAUUCUCGCAUCUCCUUACAAGAACAAAAAAAAAAAAAACCACGCUACAGCAUCGCAACUCCCUCUCUCUCUCUCUCUGGUGGUCGACGCCCCUUCCUCCUGCACUUUUCCCGUCACCGCCGGUGCUUCUUCCUGCUGCGUUUUCCCGUCACCGAGCCAAAGUUUUAGAUCAAAAUGUUGUCUAAUAGAGAAUGGAUGUACACGAAGAGACUUGAUAGUCGUCGUUUGUUUAAUCCGCAAUGGCCACAUUAUGUCAAUUUGUUUUUGGAUUUUGCUUACACGAACGCAACAAACAUCCAACGUAUUAUUAGGGAAGGGGUGGAAGUUUUUGAAAUUAGAUGUCCGUGUGUGAAAUGCAAAAAUAUUUACUACCACCCGAGAGAAUCAGUUUUUAACCAUCUUAUUGCCCGAGGAUUCAUGAAUGGUUAUUCACUAUGGUAUUUACAUGGCGAAAAAUAUCCAACACUAGAGAUUGGUCAAUGUUCAAACCCUGAAACGGGUCAACACAUUGAUAACGAUUUUGGUGAUUAUCGUAGAUACGAGGAGAUGGUCAUCGAAAGCAUGCAUCAACCCGAGGCUUCUUAUUAUCAACAAACACCACACAACCCAAAUCUUGAUGCCCAAAAUUUUUAUAAAAUUUUGAAACAAGCGAGUGAACCUUUAUGGGAUGGGUGUACAAAAACUUCCACACUCGCCGCGACCAUUAGAUUAUUGGACUGGAAAUCACAAUCUAAUGUUUCAGACACGUCAUUUGAUAAACUACUUUCGAUUGUUAAAGACAUUCUACCAUCUGGCGAGAAGCUUCCUAACAGCUUCUACGAGACCAAGAAAAUGUUGAAGCCACUAAAAUUGCCUUCAGAACGGAUUCAUGUGUGUAUAAACCAUUGCAUGCUAUUUAGGGGCCAAUUUGCUGAUCUGGAUCAGUGUGUAGUAUGUGGUGAAAAUAGAUACAAAGACAGAGGGAGGAAAGUUCCUCAUUUGGUCUUGACUUACAUGCCGAUUGGACCGAGACUUCAAAGGCUCUUUUAUUCAAGGAAGACAGCCAAACAUUUAACUUGGCAUGCAGAUCAUUCAAUAGAUCCAGAAAAGAUGAUACAUCCCAGUGAAGGUAAAGCAUGGAAUCAUUUUGACACAACAUAUCCUGAUUUUGCAAAUGAGACGCGCAACAUUCGUCUCGGGUUGUGUACUGAUGGGUUUAGUCCUAAUAAUUCAAAUACAACUCCCUAUUCAUGUUGGCCGGUGUUUAUCACUGUUUACAACCUACCCCCUUGGUUGGCUUUUAAACAUCAGUACAUACAACUUCCAUUGAUCAUUCCUGGGAAGAAGAGUCCUGGACAAAAUUUGGAUGUUUUUUUACAACCUCUGGUGGAAGAGUUGAAGAUGUUGUUCACAGAUGGCAUUGAAACUUAUGAUGCUCAUCGAAUGACCAAUUUUCAAAUGAAGGUUGUACUUCUAUGGACAGUUAGUGACUUCCCUGCUUAUGCAAUGUUGUCCGGAUGGAGCACUCAUGGUAAUUUAGCGUGCCCAUAUUGCAUGCACCAAACAGAAUCAUUCCGGCUUGUCAACGGACAAAAACCGUGUUGGUUUGACUGUCAUAGAAAACAUCUACCCGAAAGACACGUAUUUCGAAAUGAUACGGUUAAUUUUUUAAAAGGCAAGAAAGUGAAAGGUCAUGAAGUGCCUGUUCCGUACCCAACCGGAGAAUAUAUUUGGGAGAAAAUCCAACAUUUUCCCACUGUAUACAACGGUACACCCUAUGGUCCAAAUUAUGCAAAACCACAUGGUUUUGGUAUUACACAUAACUGGGUAAAGAAGAGCAUCUUUUGGGAGCUUCCAUAUUGGCGUCACCUGUUGAUCCGACACAACCUUGAUUUGAUGAAAUGGUCAUGAAAACAAAUCCAAACGAAUCAGUUUCAGAUUUAAGAGAUAAAUACUUUGCUGAAUGGUUUGAGGACAAAGUAAGUAGAAAUAGUUAAAUCAUACUGAUUAUUACCAAUGCAUCAUUAACCAAUAUAAUGCGUAUAUUUUCACUGUAGGUAAUGUAUAAGACACCUGAUGGAAGUGCUAGACACUUAGAAGUUAUAGCUAAUAAACCAUCGAGACAUGCUCAUUACUAUAAUGGGUAUUUUGUAAAUGGUUAUAAGUUUCACACUCAACAAUACGGUGAGGGUCGUGUGACGAAUAACUUUGGAGUAUGUGUGAGAGGGGAGACGUAUAAUGCCGAACAAGAGUCAGACUACUAUGGCAUAGUGCAAGAGAUCAUAGAGAUUAAGUAUUAUAGCAACGGACCCUCGACUGUUGUACUGUUUAAUUGUAUUUGGUUUGAUAACAAAGACGGUGUAAUAGUCAACAAAAACAAGUUGAUUGAUGUCAAAUACAACUCUCGACUUCAAACUGACGACCCUUUUUGUUUGGCAUCACAAGCAGAACAAGUGUUUUAUACACCAUACCCUUCAAUGACAAGGGAGACUAAAGAUAAGUGGGCAGUGAUCAAGACAAAACCAAGAGGGGUAUUUGAAGUUACCGAAGCUGAAAUGGAAGCAGAUGAAAUCUUUCAGGAUGAAGAACGAUUUGAGUCACCCCUUACUGUAACUCGUGCAGAACGAUUGUGCCUAGCCUCAACUACUAAUACGUAUGAGCAAAUAUCUGACGACGAGAAUGAGAGAAUUAGGUAGGAAGACGAAGAAGUGGAAGAUUUUGAAAUCGAAGAUGAUGAAAACGAGUUGUAUUAUUCAGAAGAAGAAUUUGAAGAUGAAGAUGAUGAGGACGGAUGUUAGGAGAAUUGUCUUUUUUUGAUGAUAAGAGCAUUGUAUUUGUUGAUGUUAAGAGCAUUGUCUUCUUUUUUAAAACCUUAAAAUUAAAUGUUGUUUUUUUAAUGAUUUUGGUUUGGACAUAUUGUUAUUUUAAACAUUUCUUUUGUCAUAACUUAUUAAUCAUAUAUUAUAUAACUGACCAUUCUUGUUCUAUUAA